UGAUCGUCUCAAUGGUUUUAGGUCUGGAAAGAAAGGUCUAAGCAUGGUGAAGCUGGGGAGUAAUUUGAACGACAAGAACAGCAAACCACCAUCCAGUGAAGAUGGGUUUCAGACAGUUCCUUUGAUCACACCUUUGGAAGUAAAUCACCUGCAGUUCCCGGCUCCGGAAAAGGUAAUUGUGAAAACAAGAACAGAGUAUCAGCCUGACCAGAAGAACAAAGGAAAACUCAGAGUGCCCAAAAUUGCUGAAUUCACAGUCAGUUUCACUGAUGGUGUAACAGAAAGACUAAAGGUCACUAUUCUCAUAAGUCUGGCUCUUGCAUUCCUUGCCUGCAUAGUGUUUCUUGUGGUAUACAAAGCCUUUACUUAUGACCACAGUUGCCCAGAUGGAUUUGUUUAUAAGCAUAAGCGGUGCAUCCCAGCCUCCCUGGAUGCCUACUACUCUGCACAGGAUUCCAACUCCCGGGGCAGGUUCUACACCGUCAUCAGCCACUACAGCAUGGCCAAGCAGACCAGUUCCCGGGCUGUAUCGCCCUGGCUGUCCUCAGGAUCAGUAAACCAUGAAGCCAAGGCUGCCAAAACAGAAGGUCAUUAAAAUUAACGAGUGGUGAUGGGCGAAGUGGGAGGGUGGGGGGACAACACCGUGUCUAUACUGCAUUGCUCUAAUUGAGAGUGGGUGCUGUCCUAGCAGCACGAUGGGAAUAAAUAAGACCCAAGUGCGGGAGUCAUCUUAAUGGAUAUUUCUUUUUGUGCAUUGUUCUCGUUGAUUUGUAACCGAGUCGAGCUCUUGUACAAAGGCAUGUUUGAUGUUGACUGUACCUUACGAUGUAAAAAUAUUUUUAAAUCAUUGCUUAACUAUUUGUUAGAAAAAGAAAUUAAAAACAAAAAAAGCAAAUUAGAUAAACAGCCAGAGAGGAUAAAAGCAGCAAAGGGAAUCCUGCAAAACAUUGCCAUUGCUGAAAGCUGUGACUCAGACUUAACAUGCAGUUGAAGAAUAGCUGAAACCCUUUUAAGAGACAGGGUAGUGAGAACCUGUCAGAAAGACACUGUAGUGUUGUUUAGCUUGCCAAAGGGGGGAUAAUUGGUAUCAAACCGAAUCCAAUAUCAAUGUGCAUUUGCUGAUAGAUACAAGGAUCCCCUCCUCCCUCAAAUAUGCACAGGUGCAAAAGCACAUGCACACAUACCUGAACAGGGGCUUAUGCAAAUCCAGGAAGAUCCAGGCAUUCCUAAAGAGCUGUCACUGCUCCGCUGAUCUCAACUGGGCUCUGAAGCCCUGGCUGGUGUGUGGAUGUGGAGCAGGAUAAAAACUGCUGUAGUGAAAGCAGGAGUGUAUUUGUGAGCACAGAGAUGGUGGCAGUCAGAAGAUCAGGGCUUUAUCUACUUCUGGCAUGGAUUUCCUGAGCGACCUUUAGUAAGUGAUGUGAGGUUUCAUCCUUUGAGGCCUUCUUCCUGAGGGUCACAAGGAGACCAGGAAAUGCCAUUAUUAUAGCAUGAGGAGCCUCCCAAGAGUGGUGAUAGUAUAAAAUACUGUUAAGCCUCUAACUUAAUUUUCCCCUCACCCAUGAAAAAAGAUGCUCCAGCUUCCCUCCUCCAACUCCCAAUACCGAAAUCUUUAAUGUCACUCUGGGCAGUCAGGGAGGGGUUGGCCAUAACAUGCUCUCAGAGUAGAAGGGUCCCAUUGGAUCUCUUGCAUACCCAGACCAGACCCCAAGCUUUGGCCAAUACCAGCUGGUGUAAAACAUCUUCUCCCCACAAAUGGCAGUUAAAACAGAGUGGUGGGACUUUAAAAAAAGGGGUUCUGUUAUUCAGAGCCACCAUUCAGCUCAUUAUUGUGAGGUUAUUCUGCUUGGCAGGAGAUGCUGAGCAGCAGGAGCAGAGUGCAAGGUUUACGUCAUUCUAAGGCUGCUUUUUUCAGAUUUGUGGCUAGACUGGGAUGGAAAUUAGGAACUGACCCCUUCUUCCCCGCAUUGGGCAGUUUUGUCCUCCAUUUUGCAUACAUAGACACUAGAGGGUGUAAAUGAGGGCAGAACUCCUCAGUCCUAACAGGCAUCAUGAUAAAUAACUGUAUAGUGUAGCUAAAAAUGUAGUGCCAAAUGCCAUUGUCUGAUUUCCUAUCCUCCCUUCUCCUUCCAUCUGUAAAUUCAUUUCUCACUCAAAAUGUACAAACCACUCCCUCCACCAAAAAUCCAAACUCCAGCAAACCACUGAACAGUUUAUAAUUUUGUGGUGUAUUUUUUGUCAGUAGGUAGCAGAGACUGAAGUAUUUUUUGGUGUAAUUCUUGAACUUUUCUGACGGGAUUAAAAUAAAGCUAGAUGUGACUGAG
Meleagris gallopavo (turkey) is the source of this 2324-nucleotide messenger RNA. NCBI's taxonomy places the organism in Eukaryota, Metazoa, Chordata, Aves, Galliformes, Phasianidae. The record is from RefSeq and is a predicted model, not a curated record.